UACCUUCACUUGUAGGCGAACUUAGUCGAGCAAGAUACUUCAGGAGACCGUGCGCAAAACCCUAGAUUCAACAUGGCUGAAGAAGACGUUGCUGCUUUGGUUAUCGACAAUGGUUCCGGUAUGUGCAAAGCUGGCUUUGCUGGAGACGAUGCUCCACGAGCCGUUUUCCCCUCCAUCGUUGGAAGACCUCGCCAUCAAGGCGUCAUGGUUGGUAUGGGUCAAAAGGACUCGUACGUUGGAGAUGAGGCCCAGAGCAAGAGAGGUAUUCUCACCCUGAAAUACCCCAUUGAACAUGGAAUCGUCACCAACUGGGAUGAUAUGGAAAAGAUUUGGCAUCACACUUUCUACAACGAGCUUCGUGUGGCUCCAGAAGAACAUCCAGUACUUCUCACAGAGGCUCCCCUCAACCCAAAAGCUAACCGAGAAAAAAUGACCCAGAUCAUGUUUGAGACCUUCAACAGCCCUGCUAUGUACGUAGCUAUCCAGGCUGUCUUGUCCCUGUAUGCCUCUGGUCGUACCACUGGUAUUGUCAUGGACUCUGGAGAUGGUGUCACUCACACUGUACCAAUCUAUGAGGGUUAUGCUCUUCCUCACGCUAUCCUCCGUCUUGACUUGGCUGGACGCGACUUGACUGACUACUUGAUGAAGAUCCUGACAGAACGUGGUUACUCUUUCACCACCACAGCUGAACGUGAAAUUGUACGUGACAUCAAGGAGAAGCUCUGCUAUGUUGCUCUUGACUUUGAACAAGAGAUGCAGACAGCAGCCUCCAGCUCAAGUCUUGAGAAGAGCUACGAGCUUCCCGACGGACAAGUCAUCACCAUUGGAAACGAAAGAUUCCGAUGCCCAGAAGCCAUGUUCCAGCCCUCAUUUUUGGGAAUGGAAUCUGCUGGUAUCCAUGAGACCACAUACAACUCCAUCAUGAAGUGUGAUGUCGAUAUCCGUAAGGAUCUGUACGCUAACACCGUCUUGUCUGGUGGCUCCACCAUGUACCCAGGAAUUGCUGACCGUAUGCAGAAAGAAAUCUCCGCCCUCGCUCCCCCAACCAUGAAGAUCAAGAUCAUCGCUCCACCAGAGAGGAAAUACUCUGUCUGGAUUGGAGGCUCCAUCCUCGCUUCUCUGUCCACCUUCCAACAGAUGUGGAUCUCCAAGCAGGAAUACGAUGAAUCUGGCCCAGCUAUCGUCCACAGGAAAUGCUUCUAAAUCAACCACUAUGAACUAUAAUUUCUCUUCUAUUUAUUUUCACUCCGGCGAACUAAUGUCUCUGUGAUCAAGUAACUUAUCUCAAACUUAAACAAAGCUGUUGAAAAAACUAACAUUUUCUUCUAGUCUUUUAAUACUUAAUUAUAGUUGURUGGUAAAAUGGAAAAGAUAAAAAUUAACUGAGAGUGGACUGUGUCGAGACCGGCCGCGUCACCUUGGUAUUUGGCGGGAAAAAGAAAAGAAGAAAAGAUAAUUGCGCUUGCUAUAAAAGAACCAAAAACAAAAGAUCCUGAAGCUUGAACUCUAAUAAGUUGUAGUCAUCUAACUUUACAAAUAAAAUUG
Molecule: messenger RNA, 1545 nt
Organism: Actinia tenebrosa (Australian red waratah sea anemone)
Lineage: Eukaryota; Metazoa; Cnidaria; Anthozoa; Actiniaria; Actiniidae
Product: actin, cytoplasmic
Source: RefSeq, a predicted model, not a curated record